AUGACAACAUGCACCAUGCUGUUGGGACUGGCCAUAGCGCCCCUGGGAUGGGUCCUGAUGCUGGCCGCCACUGUAACCCCACAAUGGCAAGAGUUCCAUGAGAGACCUGGAUACCCUCAAGAUGUCUCCUUCAGUGAUGGCCUUUGGGAGAGCUGCGUGGAGGUGACCAGCAUACAAGGCAAGGUAUGCCAACCUCUUCCGGAAGAGAUGGCCGUCUCCUGGCCCAUUCUGCUGGUGAGGGCCCUGACUGUCUCUGCUUUGCUUGUUGGCUUCUUGAGCUAUGGUCUUGCCAAUGCUGGGGUCCGUUGGUGGACUGAACAUUCAAACAACUGCCUUGAGGGAGUCUCUGGGCUCUUGUACCUGCUGUCUGGACUUGUGUAUCUCUGUGCUACCUCCUACAUGGCAUACAGAAUCAUAGCUAACAUUACCAACUUGCAGGUUCCAGAAGAGGACAAGUACCAUCUUGGAACAUGCUUCUACUUAGGUUGGAGUGGAGGGGCAGCAGAGACAUUUGCUGGGGUCUGUCUGGCUACCAGUUUCCAAAGAGUGAACUACAAUUGUUUAAGGAAUCUAUCUCUACCCUAUGAUGUGGAUUAUUAA
Molecule: messenger RNA, 600 nt
Organism: Sphaerodactylus townsendi
Lineage: Eukaryota; Metazoa; Chordata; Lepidosauria; Squamata; Sphaerodactylidae
Product: claudin-7-like
Exons: 1
Coding region: 1-600 (199 amino acids)
Biological process (GO): bicellular tight junction assembly; cell adhesion
Cellular component (GO): plasma membrane; bicellular tight junction
Molecular function (GO): structural molecule activity
Source: RefSeq, a predicted model, not a curated record